Messenger RNA from Sinocyclocheilus rhinocerous, 4569 nucleotides. RefSeq names its product protein kinase C epsilon type-like. Bases 698 to 2869 code for a protein of 723 amino acids. Gene Ontology annotation, biological process: protein phosphorylation. The transcript is spliced from 14 exons. Lineage: Eukaryota; Metazoa; Chordata; Actinopteri; Cypriniformes; Cyprinidae. Gene Ontology annotation, molecular function: ATP binding; diacylglycerol-dependent serine/threonine kinase activity. The record is from RefSeq and is a predicted model, not a curated record.
CUCGAGCGCAGGGAGGGAGGGAGUGAGUGUGUGUAUGUGUGUGUGUGAGUGAGAGAGAGAGAGAGCGAGCGAGAGGGCGAACAGGGAGGAAGGCUGCAGCGUAAAGGACUAACAUGAGCGUGUAGCUCAAAUGCUUUUGCCUUCUCAAAUCAACAAAGAAGCGAAGCAGCUGAAUAUCUCGGCGAGCGGAUGGCAAUAGUCUCCGAGCGGUUCGUCAGCAGACUGGGAGAAGGAGGAAUCCCAAACGCCUCUCCCAAUCAACGCCUAUUGGAAAACGAAUAGUACAAGACAAGCCCCGCUGAAGACCAUCACAUUUGGGAUAUUUUACUCUGUGUUAUUGCCGAUAUUUUGCCUCUUGGACUCGCACCUCUACUCAGCGCUAUUCCAGACGUAGGGAAUUCGCUUGUUUACGUAUGCUUCCCAUUACGAGGAAAGACGGAUCGUAAAUAAAAACAGGAGCCUCUGGUUUUGCAUAUCGCGUUUUUGCAUCCUAUUUGAUUGUUCCUCUUAAAUGAGAGAAUCAGGUUGAUCCGACUAGUGGUUUGGGGGAUUAAAUCAUCACAGCGUCCAUCUAUACGUGCAUGUAUACAGAUGACGUGAUGACAUCCACGGGUAUAGCGACCCCCUGAAUCAAAACCUGUUUUUGAAACCGUCUGUUCUUGCAGAGAAGCCAGCUGCAUCUCACGUGAGCGUCAUCAUGGUGGUUUUUAAUGGAGUGUUGAAGAUCAAGGUUUGCGAAGCUUUGGACCUGAAACCUACCGCAUGGUCGCUCCGGCAUGCCGUGGGACCAAAGACCCAGACCUUCCUCUUGGACACGUAUAUCGCCCUCAACGUGGACGAUUCCCGUGUGGGCCAAACUUCUACCAAGCAGAAGACGAAUAGUCCAACUUGGAACGAUGAGUUCGUAACAGAGGUUUAUGAUGGGAAGAAAAUCGAACUGUCUGUCUUUCACGACUCGCCGAUUGGCUAUGAUGACUUUGUGGCCAACUGUACUAUACAGUUUGAAGACCUGCUGCAGAAUGGCAGCAUGCACUUUGAAGAUUGGAUCGACUUGGAGCCCGAGGGCAAAGUGUACGUCAUCAUCGAUCUGACAGGAUCCUCCAGUGAAGCUGCAUCAUCCAAUGAAAAUGAGGAGAGAGUGUUCCGUGAGCGGAUGCGUCCACGCAAACGUCAGGGAGCUGUCCGAAGGCGCGUCCAUCAGGUCAACGGUCACAAGUUCAUGGCCACCUACCUGAGACAGCCCACCUACUGCUCCCACUGCAGAGAUUUCAUCUGGGGUGUAUUGGGAAAACAGGGGUAUCAGUGUCAGGUGUGUACCUGCGUGGUCCAUAAGAGAUGCCAUGAGCUCAUUAUAACAAAAUGUGCUGGCUUGAAGAAACAGGAAGACACUCCUGAAGAGGUUGGCUCCCAGCGCUUCAGUGUAAACAUUCCACACAUGUUCAGCAUUCAUAAUUACAAAGUCCCCACCUUCUGCGACCACUGCGGCUCCUUACUUUGGGGACUGAUGCGGCAAGGCCUGCAGUGCAAAGCCUGUAAAAUGAAUGUCCAUCGGCGCUGUGAAAGUAAUGUAGCUCCUAGCUGUGGUGUCGAUGCCAGAAAAAUUGCUAAAGUGCUUUCUGAUCUCGGGGUGACGCCAGAUAAGAUCUCCAACACUACCCAGCGCAGGAAAAAGUUGACUCCAGGGCAGGACCCUCAGCAACCCACAACAGAAGCCCCCACAUCAGAGGAAUCUGACCGAUGCAAAUCAGCUCCAACUUCACCUUGCGACCAGGCGGAGCUUGCAGAACUGGAGAGUAUCCGCAAGGCCCUUUCAUUCGGCCAGGAGCACAAGUUUUCCUCCUCUUCCGCAAGCAGCGGCGUUCAGAGCACAGCGACCGAGGGCCGGGAGAAUGGAGAUGUGAUGACUGUCCAGACCAAGAGAAUGAGUCUCACCGACUUCUCAUUCAUCAAAGUGCUGGGCAAAGGCAGCUUUGGCAAGGUGAUGCUGGCGGAGCUGAAAGACACAGAUGAAGUUUACGCUGUGAAAGUAUUGAAGAAAGACGUCAUCCUUCAAGAUGAUGAUGUGGACUGCACUUUGACAGAGAAACGCAUUCUAGCCCUGGCUAGAAAACAUCCCUAUCUAACCCAGCUAUUCUGCUGCUUCCAGACAAAGGUAAAACAGUCACUAUACCAAGAUCCGAUUUCUCGCUCAAGUCACAAAAAAUUUCAAAUAUGGUCUAAUUGUUUUUUUUUUCCCUGUCACUGCAGAGAUCUGAAGCUGGAUAACAUUCUGUUGGACGCUGAAGGCCACUGUAAACUGGCCGACUUUGGCAUGUGCAAAGAGGGCAUUCUGAAUGGGGUCACGACCACCACCUUCUGCGGGACCCCUGACUACAUUGCACCUGAAAUCCUGCAGGAGUUGGAGUACGGCCCGUCGGUGGAUUGGUGGGCUCUGGGCGUUCUCAUGUAUGAAAUGAUGGCCGGUCAGCCUCCGUUUGAAGCUGACAAUGAGGACGAUCUUUUUGAGUCCAUUCUCCACGAUGACGUGCUUUAUCCCGUGUGGCUCAGUAAAGAAGCCGUCAGCAUUCUGAAAGCUUUCAUGACAAAGAGCCCCAGUAAGCGUCUGGGCUGUGUGGUGACCCAGGGACUAGAGGAAGCCAUCAAAGUCCACCCUUUCUUCAGAGAGAUCGACUGGGUCUUGCUGGAGCAGAGGAAGAUCAAGCCCCCCUUUAAACCUCGCAUUAAAACCAAGCGCGAUGUGAAUAACUUCGACCAGGACUUCACUCGCGAGGACCCCGUGCUGACGCCAGUAGACGAAGCCAUCAUCAAACAAAUCAACCAGGAUGAAUUCAAGGGCUUCUCCUACUUCGGAGAGGAGGCUUUGUCUUAAAGUCUAACUUGGUGUCUGUCAGCUCAAAUAUAUGUUAAACACACCCACAAACACUCAAAAACCCACAUCGCAUCGCAAUACAUGAACACACCCCACAAAUGUUCUGAAGACGGGCCUCAGACCUGACCAGAGCAGAACGGCCAGUCCCUGUGGUUCAAUUCCUCUUUACUGCUGUUUUUGUUCUUUUAUUCUUCUCUAAAUCUCCAAAAAGAGAAAAACAAAACUGUACUACACAUGGAUCUCAUCACAGGCCUCAACGAGUUUGACAACCAAUCAGAAAACGAAUGUUCUCCAGAGCCCAAGGAAGGAAGGCACUACCUUAAACCAAAAUUGACGGUAAAAAUUAUUGUACUACAAUUUCGGGCACCGGUCGGGUCUUCGUAAUCCCUCGAUGGAAAGGUCUUGCCCUUGAGGAGGAAUUUACCCUGCAUAAAUGACAAUUGAAAAAUGUUGUGCUGUGCAGUCAAAUGCCUUUUUGCGUAUUCAGGUGACAUUUUAGGAGCAAUUUUAUAAAAUAUUCAAAGACAUUUGUAGUAUAUAUAUAUAUAUUCCAUCAGUGUUAUAAAGGUCCAUUUGGAAUGAUGACCUGCUGUAAAUGGGUUGUGUUACGAAGUGUCGGCCUGAGUAGGUGUGUGCAUGACAUGUAUGUGUCCGUGUGCAUGUGUUUGCAUGAAUGAGAGCGAGAGGCCCUUGCCCUCCUGAAGCUCUACGGUUGUUUUCAUGUUGUUUUGCAAUGGCUUUUCAUUUGCACUCGACUGUGCAAAGACAACAGUGUGUGUGUGUGUGUGCCGUGUCCCGCCGCUAUGCAUACGAAGGUAUAGUCGUGGGCAGACAGACCAGUACCCAUAGCUGCCCAUUCGAUUUGUACAGAACGUAACAUGUACAUAGUAUUCACUCCAAAAGCCUGUGAAAGCUUCUUAGAGUAGGCAGUUGUUUGCAUGGUCUUGCAAAUUGUGUCGUUAUUGAGUAGCAUCGGUUUAUGGAAAGAAAACCAUGUUUUUGAUAUCUAUGUGCAAUACCCUGAACACAUUUCCCCUAGUUCUUUUCUUUAUUUUCAAAUGUUUCUGUUUCGGUUUCUCUCUUGUGCUGAUUUUCUCGUGUUGCAUAGGUUAGAGCUUCACCAAAGGCUUUCUCGCUCUCUCUCUCUCUCAUGCUUCUCUCUGCCGUUCUCAUGUACAUAGUUUGCUGAAGUACAUAAGCUGUGGAAUGUAGUGGAAAAAUGUGUGAGCUCUUAAUUUAUUCAAUAUACAUGUAGCUACGCUUCCCUUUUUGUGUCAAUAAGUCAUUUGUUUCCUUUGCGUCUUUUUGUGUUACUUGAUUUCAGACAAUUGUUACACACCUCCGUAUAUCUUUCAAACUAUUCAGUCUUGUUUUAAAUUUUGUGAACCCCCUGUAGUUGAAUUAUUUACUUGUGCAAUGUGAAAGACUCUAAAGGAGAGGUGAACGAAACGAAAAAAGGGUACAUUUCAGGCGUACUAAUUAAAACCUUCUGGAAUGUGAUGACAUUUGCUUUAGCAAUUCAAUGGCGAUUUGAAUAAGAUGUGUUUUAUUGUUCUUUUAAAAGUGGUUGCUGACCUUUUAUUUUUGUCUGAAGUUUCUUUUUGUUUCGUUGCUUUUUUUAAACGUGUCUGUGGGUUGAUCACGGUAGCUAAGUCAAUGUUGCCGAUUGUCUUUGAAGCCUUUUCUCUCACAGGCACUUU